CAUUAUCUAGGAAGUUUCCUCUGACAUCUAAGAUGAUUAAUCAUUCUAUAAAUAAGGGGGAUCGGAUUCUCCCUUAAUUGCCUCUGAUCCAUCAAUUGCAACGGAAUGGAGAAGGUGGGCGAUUCUCACUGGUCUUCAGAUCCCGUUUCGCCAACUAGUAACGAGAUGAUGAAGGCUAAGUCUCCAGAAAUGCGUUUGGAAAAGAUAAAAGGCGUCUUAGAAAAGCUUCAAGGUUCUAGGAAGUUUCCUCUGACAUCUAAUAUGAUUAAUCAUUCUAUAAAUAAGGGGGAUCGGAUUCUCCCUUAAUUGCCUCUGAUCCAGCAAUUGCAACGGAAUGGAGAAGGAGAAGGUGGGCGAUUCUCACUCGUCUUCAGAUCCCGUUUCGCCAACUAGUAACGAGAUUAUGAAGGAGCCUCCGCGGAGACUCGGCAUAGGUACUCCAGAAAUCUGUUUCGAAAAGAUAAAAAGUGUCUUAGAAAAGCUUAAAGGGGGAUUACCUCUUUUAUUUAUUGGAUUACCUCUCUUGUUUUCAACAUCCUAUUGGGCGAUAAUGGGAAUGGUGAUGAUCAUGGGUUACCUCCAUACUCAGAAGUAUAAAAUGGAGUUAGAAAAUGAGUGGGGCGAUGCGAUCAAAAAUGCAAUCAAGUCAAAACUUGAUGCAAUUAAGUCAAUAAUUGAUAAUGAUGAUGGAUCAUCAAACUUUAGCGGCAGGAUCCCUGAUAUAUUGAUUCCCGAAUUUGUUGCUCGGCAUACGGAAGUACUCUAUCAUGGUGAAAAAGAAUCAGAGUUCGGAAAUUACCACAAUGGAAGAGAUAGGACAGUAAUGGCCAUGGAUUGCAUUCAGAGUAAAACGUCACGAGUGCCGAUGUUGCAAGAAAUUGCGUCACAAGUGCCAAAAGUUGCUGAUACGAAAAUCACAAUGGAGCAUAGUAAAAAUAGUCGGUGGUGGUGGUGGUGGUAGUAAUGGUGGAGUUAGAAAUAAAAUAAAUAUUUAAAAUUAAUUUUUAACUUUAAAAGUUAUGUAUGAAGUUUUUUUAGUUGUAAUUUUUGGUGGAGUUAUGGUCAGAGUCGCCCUGGAUAGGUCUAUCAGGAUUAGGGGUGUAAAUGAAAUAAAUCGAACGGAAUAUGUUGAAAAAUUUAAGGUUCAAAUUCGACUCAAAAUAGGUAUAUUCGAGUUCGAGUUCUAUUCGAAGUUCGAAAAUUCUAAAAUUUUGUGUUCGAGUUCGGUUCGAAUUAGGCUCGAGUUUGAGUUCGAUUUAAAAGAUUCGAAUGUGUUUGCGAACUAUUCGAACUAUUGCUCAAAAAACUACUCGAAAGAUUCGAAAUUUAUUUAUUUAAUAUAUAUUUAAUUUAUAUUAAUAAAAUAUUAAAGCUAGCGAGUAGCUCGUGAACUAUCGAACAAUAUAAUUUGGGUUCAAGUUUUGCUCGAAAAAAAGUUCGAACAUAUUCAAAUUCAGUUCGAAUACUAAUCGAAUAUUUUUCGAGCUGGCUCCAAAAACUCAGCCAGAGGCAACAGAGAGCACCGCUGGAGUCCUCGAGGAGGCGAUCACCACCCACAUGGCCUUCUGCAGCAAGUCAUCCAGCUCCAAUCUGGCCAACAAGGUCACCGACUGCAUGCGGCAAAUGCUGAGGCAGAGUUUUUUGGCGAUUUGUCCAACUCCGCAUCGUCCGUCAAGUUCAGAUUCAGAAUGGCAAGGAUCGGCGACUAGGUUUUCCAUUCAUUCGCAGUAUCUCGUUUCUUCUCUCGCCCCCUUCGAUGUACAUAUUGGCUCAAUGAAAUUGCUCUUUUUGAGGAUAACAUUCAAACGUCCAACUUUGUUGAA
Zingiber officinale is the source of this 1823-nucleotide messenger RNA. RefSeq lists its product as uncharacterized. Lineage: Eukaryota; Viridiplantae; Streptophyta; Magnoliopsida; Zingiberales; Zingiberaceae. The transcript is spliced from 5 exons. The record is from RefSeq and is a predicted model, not a curated record. The coding region runs from base 335 to 961 and encodes 208 amino acids.